Messenger RNA from Myxocyprinus asiaticus (Chinese sucker), 727 nucleotides. RefSeq names its product histone H2A-like. Gene Ontology annotation, cellular component: nucleosome. Gene Ontology annotation, molecular function: structural constituent of chromatin; DNA binding; protein heterodimerization activity. The transcript has a single exon. The coding region runs from base 43 to 429 and encodes 128 amino acids. The record is from RefSeq and is a predicted model, not a curated record. Lineage: Eukaryota; Metazoa; Chordata; Actinopteri; Cypriniformes; Catostomidae.
UACUUUUAUUUGAUUUGUUGAAAUUGUAUUUCGAACUUCACAAUGAGCGGCAGAGGUAAAACCGGCGGUAAAGCUCGUGCGAAGGCUAAAACUCGUUCAUCCAGGGCAGGACUGCAGUUCCCCGUCGGUCGUGUGCACAGACUGCUCCGCAAAGGAAACUACGCUGAGCGUGUUGGUGCCGGUGCUCCUGUUUAUCUGGCCGCUGUGCUCGAGUAUCUCACUGCCGAGAUCCUGGAGUUGGCCGGGAACGCCGCUCGGGACAACAAGAAGACUCGUAUUAUUCCCCGUCACCUGCAGCUGGCAGUGCGGAACGACGAGGAGUUGAACAAACUCUUGGGUGGGGUGACCAUCGCUCAGGGUGGUGUGCUGCCCAACAUUCAGGCUGUGCUGCUGCCCAAGAAGACCGAGAAACCCGGCAAGACCAAGUAAACGGACUCCAGUCUGUUUAAACCCAAAGGCUCUUUUAAGAGCCACACACUUGAACUAAUAAGAGUGACUUGUUCUUAUGUUUUAAUGCAAAAUAAAAACUACAUAUAAAAGUAGCACAACUCCGCAGAGAUAUAUGUAAUGAAAGACUACAAGAUCUGUUUCUCAAAUAAUGUGCAGCCUUAAACACGUGAAAUCAAACGUGCAUGAAGCAACACAUGAUCAAUCAAGUGGUUUUUCAGUCGUUAAUUUUGGCUCUAAAGUACAGAUGGCAUUACUAAUCAAGCAGGUGUGUAAUGGU